Messenger RNA from Triticum urartu, 1678 nucleotides. RefSeq names its product chitinase-like protein 1. Gene Ontology annotation, biological process: cell wall macromolecule catabolic process; carbohydrate metabolic process; chitin catabolic process. Gene Ontology annotation, molecular function: chitinase activity. The record is from RefSeq and is a predicted model, not a curated record. Lineage: Eukaryota; Viridiplantae; Streptophyta; Magnoliopsida; Poales; Poaceae.
CUUCCUCCCUCGUCUUGACAGCCGACCCUCCCGCCACCGACACCACUCCUCUCUUCCCCCGGUCGCACGCGCGGUUGCCACUUCGCUUUCAUCCCCACUCCCAUUUUUAUCUCCUCACCAGAUCCCCGCCACCAGCUACCGCAUUCCCCAAAGAUCCAGAUCACACCAGACGGGGGCAGCCCAGAUUGAUCUCCCGAGCUCCCGAGAAGAAGCGAGAUCCAGAUCGAGCUGAGCUGAGCUGAGCUGCUCGGACCGCCGGAGCUGAGCUGAGCUGAGCUGCUCUGACCGCCGGAGGGGGGAGAGCAAGAAGAGCAAGAAGAUGAAGCGGAAGACGCGGAACAAGAUCGUGGUGACGGUGCUGCUGCUGGGGGCGGCGGCGGUGCUGAUCGGCGGCACGCUGGCGCUGAUCCUGACGGCGGGGACGUGGAAGGUGAAGCUCAAGGAGUCGCAGGAGAAGGUGUGCAACAAGGGGUGGGAGUGCUCCGGCACCAAGUACUGCUGCAACCAGACCAUCACCGACUUCUUCAAGGUGUACCAGUUCGAGAACCUCUUCGCAAAGCGCAACUUCCCCAUGGCCAAGGCCGUCGGCUUCUGGGACUACCAGGCCUUCAUCACCGCCGCCUCGCUCUUCGAGAACCAGGGCUUCUGCACCACCGGCGGCAUCGACAUGCAGAUGAUGGAGCUCUGCGCCUUCCUCGGCCACGUCGGCGCAAAGACCUCAUGUGGAUACGGCGUGGCCACCGGCGGUCCGACGGCGUGGGGGCUGUGCUACAACCACGAGAUGAGCCCCGACCAGGGCUACUGCGACGACUCCUACACGCAGUGGCCCUGCGUCAAGGGCGCCGAGUACUACGGCCGCGGCGCCAUCCCGGUCUACUGGAACUUCAACUACGGCGCGGCGGGGGACGGGCUGAAGGUGGACCUGCUGCACCACCCGGAGCUGCUGGAGCAGAACGCGACGCUGGCGUUCGCGGCGGCCAUGUGGCGGUGGAUGACGCCCAUCAAGAAGAAGCAGCCGUCGGCGCACGAGGCCUUCACGGGGGUGUGGAAGCCCACCAAGAACGACACGCUCAGCAAGCGCCUCCCGGGCUUCGGCGCCACCAUGAACCUCCUCUACGGCGAGUCCAUCUGCGGCCGGGGCUUCAUCGACGAGAUGAACGUCAUCAUCUCCCACUACCAGUACUACCUCGACCUCAUGGGCUUCGGCCGGGAGCGCUCCGGCCUCAACCUCGACUGCGCCGAGCAGGCCCCCUUCAACCCCGCCCCCAAGAAGGACGACGAGCAGCAGCCCACCGGCGGCCAGAAGCCGUCGGGCUAGCACGCACCAUGUUUGUAUGCAUGUUCAGAUAUUCUUGCCACGCCAUUGCCUGCUCCCCGAGCUAUGCUGAGCUGCUGAUACAUACUUCAGUGUGUGAGCUUUGGUGCCAUUUUGGGUAGGGCUCUGUAUGUGAAUUGGGGAAACUGUGGCCUGGGUGUGUACCACGGUGUCCAUUUUCAGUUGUUUUGUUUCAUUUUUUUGUGUCACACAUAUGUCUAAAGAGGAGAAUUCGAACUGAACAUAGGCGACAUAUCCUACCAUGACUCUGCUCAACUUUCUGUAUAUGUUCCACCUGAGUAAGGUAUUGCUUGAUUUAUCCAUGUAUAAAUGCCAGUCUGACCUGACCAAGGUGUUGCUUGA